ACGAUAGACUAUGUAAUGUGGAUAUACUUGAAGCGUCAUUUAUUUAUCAAAUCGGCUCCACCUCUCCCUCUUCGGUUCCGGAUCGAGUCGGCCAGAACCUCUUCAUGCAGAGCUCCAGAACCAAACAUUCGUGUGUUUGGAACGGAUAGAGAUAAUAUCGGCAGCAAGUUGAAGGGAGAUGGAGGGCCACAAAGAGGUGCCACGUUCUUCUCUGCACCACACCGCCAUGCCUUCUCACCACCAUCGCUCAAGCUCAGAACCAUGGCGUCCAUGGCUGCUAUCUUGUCCUCCUCUACAACUUCUCCUCCUGCAUCUUCCCAACUCCACCCACCAGCACCACCACUGCCCACGAGAUCCCACCUCCCCAGCCUCGGUCGUCGCCCUCUCCUGUUCCUCACUGCCACCUCCUCACUCUCUCUGCGCCCGCCGCUCCUCUCUCGUGCAGAAGAAGCCCCGUCUCCUUCAUCGCAACCACCACCAAGCCUCUUCUCCCCCACUGGUUUAGACACCACCAUCACCGACCGCAUCUUCAUGGACUUCACCGCCUGCCCUACCUAUUUCAGGCCGGAAAGGACGCUGGAUAAUGAAUUCUCCCCUUGCACUGAUGGCGAGCUCCUCGGUAGGGUCAUCCUUGGCCUUUACGGCAAGUUGGUGCCACUUACAGUGGAGAAUUUCAAGGCCCUGUGCACAUCCACUUCUUCUUCUUCUUACAAGGGGGUCCUCGUGCACAAGGUCUUUCCUGGGCAGUACCUCAUGGCGGGAAAGCAGGGGAGGAGAGACAAAGGGGAGGUGCAGCCCCCUCUCCAUCUCAAGAGGAACACCGAGACCGUUGACCCUCUUUCGUUCCGGCUGAAGCACGUCCGCCCUGGGACGCUGUCACUCUGCCUAUCGGAAAAUGACGAUGACAAUAACCGGAAACUCGAUUCUGACUACCGGAAUGUUGAAUUCCUUAUCACAACCGGCCCUGGCCCCUGCCCCGAUCUCGACAAUCGAAAUAUCGUCUUUGGAACUGUGCUAGAAGGGUUGGAUGUGGUGACCAGAAUAGCUGCUAUCCCAACGUACAGGCCAGCACAGAGGAUACGCCAGUUCAACGAACUUGCACAGUUCCUGGGUGAUGAAAGAGCUCAGAUUGCCCGAAACAUUUGGAAUCGCCCACUGAAGGCAAUCUACAUCAGUGACUGUGGGGAGCUUAAGGUAGCAAAACCUUCCCUACCUCCUACAUUACCCUGAACCUUUUCUCCCUCCUGUAUCCCAAAUAUACAUUAAGAUCUCCCUGAAGUUGUCCGGACUUCUCAUUGGCCAUGUUUUGUUGAGAAAAUUUUCCGAACACCCAUUGGAUCUGUAAGUUGAUUGAGACGUUGGGUUGGUGCAUGGAGAUAUCUGGUUGCAGGAACAACUUCAACAUCUUUUACCUAAAAAAUGAAAAGAAAAUAAUAAGAAACGGUGAAUGGCAUAAAAUUGUUUGCUUGAUUGUUACUGUAAGUCACUUAAUUUUCGAUCA
Molecule: messenger RNA, 1501 nt
Organism: Nymphaea colorata (pocket water lily)
Lineage: Eukaryota; Viridiplantae; Streptophyta; Magnoliopsida; Nymphaeales; Nymphaeaceae
Product: peptidyl-prolyl cis-trans isomerase CYP28, chloroplastic
Exons: 2
Coding region: 16-1230 (404 amino acids)
Biological process (GO): protein peptidyl-prolyl isomerization
Cellular component (GO): chloroplast
Molecular function (GO): peptidyl-prolyl cis-trans isomerase activity
Source: RefSeq, a predicted model, not a curated record